AUGCUUAAAAUGUUUACAUCAAUCAUACUAAUUCUUAAAAUUGCAAGCAUUAAUGGACAGAACUGUUCUCCCACGUAUUAUGAGACCAUCAGAAGAGGUGAGUCGUCUACGUACAUGUCUAUUUAUGAAUUAGAAUAAUGUAUUUAAAGCGUGAAGAUCUACAUAAAGUACCAAAAUCAGCCAUAUACAGAGUUGAUAAAUGAUAAUCCUCGAUUUUCUCUAUAUUCCAUUAACCAGUUUUUUCAACAUUUUACUUUUACGCAGGAGGUCCACGUUUACCUCCAGAUGAGGUCAUCGCGAGCCAUAGUGUUGAAAACCCAGCUGUUCAGAUAAAGUGCUACCAUCUUUGUCAGAAAGAACCAAAAUGUGUUGGAUUUAACUACAGAAUUAUAACAAUCAAAGUUGAAAACUGCCAACUGACCAACGUUACUAAAAAGAGAGAUACAGCAGCAUCAGGAGAUUGGAUAUUGCUACGAGAUAUUGAAGCG
Molecule: messenger RNA, 488 nt
Organism: Paramuricea clavata
Lineage: Eukaryota; Metazoa; Cnidaria; Anthozoa; Malacalcyonacea; Plexauridae
Source: the annotation of a GenBank genome assembly